Molecule: messenger RNA, 3756 nt
Organism: Phytophthora sojae
Lineage: Eukaryota; Oomycota; Peronosporomycetes; Peronosporales; Peronosporaceae
Exons: 2
Coding region: 1-3756 (1251 amino acids)
Biological process (GO): proteolysis
Cellular component (GO): cytosol
Molecular function (GO): serine-type endopeptidase activity; tripeptidyl-peptidase activity
Source: RefSeq, a predicted model, not a curated record
AUGAAGUCCUUUCCGACGGCGUCGCUGCUGCCCAAGGAGGAGACGCUGGCCGACCGCUUCCUGCAGCAGUUCCCGACCUACGACGGCCGCGACGCCGUCGUCGCCAUCUUCGACACGGGCGUCGACCCCGGCGCCAUCGGCCUCCAGACGACGCCCGACGGCCGCCCCAAGAUCGUGGACAUCGUGGACGCCACCGGCGCUGGGGACGUGGACACGUCCACAGUCCUCGAGGCCGCAGACGGCAAGCUGACGCUGCCCAACGGCCGCGUGCUGACGCUCAACCCUCAGUGGAGCCCCAGCCAGGACGGCAAGUACCACGUGGGCACCGUCGUGGGCUUCCACCUGUUCCCUGGGCCCCUAAUGGCCCGACUCAAGACCGAGCGCAGAGAGAAGUUCGACGUCCAGCAGCGCGCGGCCGUCAACGAAGUGCAGGAGGCGCUGGCCCAGUGGAGCAAGGAGAACAGCCCCACGACCAAUGGCACGGCCCAAUUGAGGGCCAAGAAGGACCUCCAGGCUCGACUCACGCAGCUGCAGGAGCUCAGCAAGAGCUACGAGGACCCGGGCCCCGUCUACGACGCUGUGGUGUUCUACGACGGCAGCAAGUGGCGCGCAGCUCUGGACACGAAGGAGACGGGGGACUUUUCUGAUGUUCCGGCGCUCACCAACUUCAAGGACGAGCGGCAGUACGCCACGUUCCCGGACGAGUCGCAGCUCAACUACGUGCUGAAUAUCUACGAUGAGGGCAACACGCUGAGUGUGGUGAACGACGUGGGCGCGCACGGCACUCACGUGGCUGGAAUCGUGGCUGCGCACUACCCGGAGCAGCCCGAGUGCGACGGCAUCGCCCCUGGAGCGCAGAUUGUGGCAGUGAAGAUCGGAGACGGGAGAUUGGGUAGCAUGGAGACGUCGUCGGCCUUGAGUCGCGCCAUUCUGGCCGUCAUGGAUGCCAAGGUUGAUGUGGUGAACAUGAGCUACGGCGAGUACGCGUCGCAGCACGACUACGGACGCAUCGUGGAGCUCAGCAAUGAACUGGUGAACGAGCACAACGUGACCUUUGUGGUUAGUGCGGGCAAUAACGGACCGGCGUUGGGGACGGUGGGCGCCCCUGGAGGCACAACGUCGAGCAUGCUCGCGGUCGGAGCGUACGUGUCGCCCAAGAUGAUGGACGCCGAGUACAUUAUGCGCGACAACGACCUGUCGGGUAUCGCCUACACGUGGUCCUCGCGUGGCCCAACGUUUGAUGGAGACUUGGGCGUGAACAUCUGCGCACCUGGCGCAGCCAUCGCCCCAGUGCCCAACUGGACGCUGAACAAGAAGCAGCUCAUGAACGGCACGUCCAUGUCCUCGCCGAACUGCGCCGGAAACAUCGCGCUGCUGGUCAGCGGCUUGAAGGCGCAGGGGGUGGAGUACACGCCGUACUCGAUCCGUCGCGCUCUCGAGAACACUGCGGUCAAGGUCCCCAACGUGGAAGUGUACGCGCAGGGCAAGGGUCUGAUCCAAGUGCUGCCGGCGUUCGAGUACCUCGCGGGCAGCAACACGUUCGACGGUACCAAAAAGUUCCCUCUGCACUACGAGAUCAAGACGUCCUCAGGUGAUGGAAACGCGCGCGGAGUUUUCCUGCGUGACGGCGCCGACUUUGCCCACGACAGCACGGAGGUGAACGUCGCGGUGACGCCCAUUUUCCACAAGAAGGCGGUUCAGGAGGACAAGGUUCACUUUGAACAGCACGUCCGUCUUGUUCCCUCUGCGCGUUGGAUUGACGUGGGCCGGAGCUUAGCGCUGAUGCAUGGCGGUCGCGCUUUCAAGGUGCUGGUGGAGACUAAACACUUGAGCGCUGGUGAGCACUACGGUGAAAUCGUUGCUUAUGACACGAAGAACGAAGCGCGAGGUGCUUUGUUUACGAUCCCGGUGGUGGUUAUCAAGCCCGAGGAGGCCUCGUCGGUGGUCGUGUACCAGAAGAAGUUCCAGCCUGGCGACAUUUCUCGGCGCUUCAUCACGCCUCCGGCCGGAGCUACAUGGGCGGACAUUAUCUUUACCCGCGCCAGCUCGAACGGUAAACGUGAGGUGGAGUCGAACUCGUCGGGCAAGCUGUACAUGUUCGACGCGCUGCAGUUCCAGCCGUUUGUGCGCCAGAGCCUGUCGUCAUUCCACAAGGCCUUCUACCUCAAGCCUGGACAGGAGCUCGCCUUUAGCAUGGAUACGCUGGGGGGCCUGACGACCGAGUUCUGUUUGGGGCAGUUCUGGAGCGCGCUGGGGGACUCGAUCGUUCAAAUUGAGGUCCGCUUCCACGGUAUUAAGCCCGACCAGGAGAAGAUUGUGGUCACGGGCGGCGUGGAAUCGCAUAAGGUGCUCGUCUCGAGCUCCGUGGAGACGGAGACUCUGGCCCCGAAGGUGAGCUUUACCAAGUACGUUCAGCGCAUCCGUCCGAAGACGGCGGAAAUCACCCCGUUGAGCUCUAGCCGCGACCAGUUCCCCGACAAGCGUCAAGUGUACCAGCUCAUCUUGACGUACCCGUUUACGAAGAAGGAGGCGGGCAAAGUGGUGCCGCACUUGCCGCUGUUGAAUGGGCGGCUGUACGAGUCACCGUUUGAGGCGCAGUUGAUGAUGAUCUUCGACGACAAGAAGCAGUAUCUGGGCUGCUCGGACGCCUACGGCGACGAGACGAUGCUGAAGAAGGGCUCCUACGUCGUUCGAGCUCAAGUUCGACACGAGGAUGUGAGCAAGCUGGAGAAGCUGAAGCAGAUGGUGCUGCUCCUGAACCACGAGAUCAAGGAGAUCCCUGCGUCUGUGUUCGGUCACCAAGAUGAUGUUGCGCUGGGUGGCAAGCCCCUAGACAAGAGGAGUUUGCCGACCGGGAAGUACGUUCCCCUCUUCGUCGGGGAGCCCGCUCAUGACAAGCUUCCGGCCGGGAAUGCCGUCGGAGAUGUUCUGACGGGCAAGAUCUACUUCGGACAGAAGGACGGCGCUAUCAAGGGGAAUGGUAGACGUCCUGGUGGUUUCGACAUCACCUACGUCAUUCCUCCGGAGCUCACCCCUGUGAAGGAUCCGGAACCCGAAGAGUCGAAGGACGAGCGCGACGAGGAGGAGGUCGCGAAGGAAGCUGUGCGCGAUCUGCUACUGGAGCGGACGACGAAGCUGGUCGGCAAGCCUACGUUCCUGCCGGCGUGGCAGCGCCUCGUGGGCCAGUUCCCGAACCACCUGCCAGCGAUGCAGGCAAAGCUGCACCACUUCGACGCCGAGGCGAGCCGACCAUCGCAGCUGGAGGAGGUGAUCAAGGCGGCCGACGCCGUGCUGGCUCUCAUUAAGCAGAACGAGCUGGCUCUGUUCUUCGGUACGCGGAGCGUCCCUGGCGACCAGCUUGCAGCCGAGAAGAAGCUACGCAAGGAGAAGGAGAAAGAGAAGGCGAUCCUGGCCGACGCCCUUGCACGCAAGGCUCGCGCACUGGGCGACUCCGCUCAAUGGGACGACUUCCUCAUUGCGUACACCAACCUCCAGAAGUGGGAUGACGUCGAGACGAACGCGUACCUGCACGUGGCGCUGCUGCACGACCGCCACUUGAGCGCGUUCGGCUUGGCACUGCAGCGUCUGCGCAAGGUGCAGGACCUGGAGCAGGCGGACAAGACCAAGAUCAUCUCGGACGAGAAGCUCGCGACAGAGAUCGCCAACACGCUUGACGCUCUAGAGUGGAAGCACUGGGCCACGCACGAGACGCAAUGGGAGCGUCGUCGCGCACCGACGUCGUACAGGAUCUUCUAG